Molecule: messenger RNA, 1388 nt
Organism: Aspergillus calidoustus
Lineage: Eukaryota; Fungi; Ascomycota; Eurotiomycetes; Eurotiales; Aspergillaceae
Source: the annotation of a GenBank genome assembly
UUGAACGACAAUCGUCCGCGUCCGAUAGUGAGUGAACUUUGCGCAAUACACCUGUCCCCUAAACAGUCGACACCAUGGUCCUUUGGAGAAGAGAAGGAGCUGAAGAAUGCGAGUUGGUCGGGGAAGCAAUGGCCCCCUUGGUGGGCAACGGGAUCCUCGUAGGCUUCGCUGGGCAAGCCGUCAUAUCCCUCGGUCUCUCACUGUGGGUGUUCUUCCUAACCACCCACGGCAACAUGGACAUCACACACCCCGAAGGCUCCAAGGAGCGCGACAUCGAGCGCAAGCGAUUAGACUUCGUAUCCAGCAUUCUCACAAUUGGCUGCGACAUCCAACUAACACUGGGCAUCGCUUACCUCAUCACCGUCUUCUCCCAGGUCCAGAUCAUGGACACGUACCACCUGCACCUGGUCUUCGACAUCGUCAGCUUUGUCGCGGUCUCAAACACGGCUGCUCUCGUGUGCUGGCGCUUCUGCCGCGUGAAGAUCGAUGGCCAGCAGGCCACUGAUGACGACGCUGAAACGGAUGCAAAGACCGGCCCCCCAACCCGUCGCACCCGCACGCGCGGCGGCGUCCCACAGCGCAUGUCCUACUGGAACAGCCGGUACCGCGCAACCUUCCUCUUCAUCGCGCUAUAUCUCGCAUUGACAAUCCUCCUCUGCAUCCGGCUCAACGAAUGGGCUCCCAACACAUCCCCCGGCCGCUGCUACCACUCGCACCUGAUCACCAGCCCGGGCGCCUCGCACCCAGGCGACGACAAGAUCUACGUGAGCAUCACAGCCUCAUGGCUGAUCGGCGUCGUGCUGGCAAGCGUCUUCGCGGGCGUUAGCCGCCGGCGGGGCAUCCUCGUUCUCUCGUCGCUGCAUUUCCCGCUGCACAUGUACAUGGCGAUUGCGCUGCGGCAGGCGAACCAGGGGCGGUUCGAGGGCGAGACGAAGCAUGAGAAUGAGUGGGACUUCGGGCAGACGACGGCUGUUGUUCUACUUGGUGGUGCGGUUGUUGAGUUGCUUUCGAAGGGGAGGGAGUAUUGGUCUUUUGAGAGGAGUGUUAAGCGAGAUGGGGGUUUGCCAGAUGCGAGGUAUCGGUCGUUGGGGGAGGCUGAGGAGGGAGUGGACUUUAAUGAUGCGAGACUGCUUGAUGCGCAUCCCGGUGAGGAGGGGCGGGUCUCUGGCGAGGAAAAGACUGUGGUCGAUGCGCGCGCUGCGAAUUGAGAAGGAAAGGUGGGCGAGGGUGAGAACUACGUGUCUGAUUAUGAUUUCUUCCAUUAGCAUGCAGCGCAGAGCCAGUACUAUAGAUGGAUUCGCUCACAUCCUUCUUCUAAAGGUGGGGAAGAGUGGCUAUAUUAAUUUACAUGUUAAGUGAUUCACCUCAGAGUGGACUAGAUUAUGAAC